AUGUCUAGACGAACGGGAGGGAUGCUGAAGCCCAAUUUGGGACUAAAAACCGGCGGGUUUGUGGGUCGACUUGCGAAUCAAGCACUUGAAGAUAUCGAUGAAAGUCCUUCUCAGACGCCAAAUAACGAAGAACCAAGAGAGGAAGCUGAACAGAUCAAUUCCAAGUCAAAUGUUAAAACUCUGACAGGACCUCCUGUUGAGUGGACGAGCUCAGAAGAUGAAGAAGAAGGCGAAGGCGAAGGCGAAGGCGAAAGCAAUGGAGAGAUCGAAGUUGAAGAAGGCGAACAAGACCAGAUUGAGAUCAGCCUAGAAAAUGCCGACAAUGAAGUGCCAGAAAUCGUUACGCCAUCUGAGCCACAGAUUGAAACAACCGAAGAGCCAGCGUUAGAGGAAGCUGCGCCAGUUGAAAGUCAGCAAGAAAACAUCCAAUCUCAAAGCACUCAAGCUCCCAGAAUGGCUUUUUCCGACCCUCCAGUCGCUUCUGCUCUUCCAGAAGAACGUCCUGAAAUAUCAUUCGAAGCUGCAUUGUCAAUGAUCUCGAAAAAGCCAAAACAAUCAACUCCAGAAGCAGAAACUUCUCAAGAAGCUCAACCAGAAAAACAAGAAGAAGCUUCUUCCGAAAAAACUAGACCGAAUCGAGGAGACCCAGUUGUUUCCAAGUUUUCUUCUCGUCUUGGAAUGGCUGAUCCAGAAGUUGAAGAAGAGAAAGAGCAAGAACAGCCCGCAGAUCCCCUUGAAAUGGGAAUCGAUAUCGGAGUCCUUCGAGGUCUUGACGAAGAUGAACGAAUAAUCGUCAUCCCUCCUCCUGAAGUUGAGCGAGAAUCAAAUGUUGAAGCUUCUGGCGAAGAAUCGGACCACACCGGCGUGGAGUCGGACAACUCUCACUCAGCCACGAUUCAGGGAGUGAGAGUCAACUUCAAAUCUGGGGCAGAGAUUCCCAAAAAAGUCGAAGAAGAAGCCGAAAUCGCCGCUCUCGACAAGCUUGAGCAUGUUCUCACGCCUCUCCCGCCUAGCAAGCCGGAAAAAUCUGAUACAAUCACCGAAACCGAAGAAAAGCUGCAAGAACUUCCACCUCCUCCUUCAUCCACAGUUGAAGGAAAAUGGGCUUGGGAAGCCAACGGUUCAAGCGAUCAACAACCUCCGCUCGUAGUUCAAGAUACUGUUACUGACACAGAUUCGCUUGUUUCAUCAAUUCCAGUAGAAAAGAAGAAAGAGCCGCCAGGGAAAAGCUUGGAUGAUGUUCAAAAGAUGCUUGGGUCUACUCUUCUCGAUGCAUUUGCUGAAGAAGAACUGAUUCAAGCAGAGUUAAAUGAUAUCAGAGAAAUAAACAGGCGCGAAAUGCUCAAGAAAAAGCCCCAAGCGCCGGAACCCAAACCAGAACCGCCAAAGAAAGAAGAGCCUCCUCAGGAGCAAAAACACGUGGGCUUCGCUGCUGAAGUAGAAGUCUCAGACGGAACAACAAAAAAAGAGCCCCUGAAAUCCGAUGAGAAGCCACGGCCGAUUCUCAAAUCAGAAUCCUCGAUCGAAGAGCCCCUCCAAGGGACUGGAUUCAACACUCCUCGACUUCAAAGACGCGUUGAAAAUCUUGAGGAGUCAUCAUCUGAAGAGGAAGAGUCCGAAGAAUCAGAGGAAGAAGAGACGGAAUCAGAUUCUGGAUCGGACCCCUAUGAAGAUGAUAUUUUUGCGGGGAAGGGAGAGCUUGGCUCCAAGUUAGAAAAGAAGCAGAUCAAAUAUGUCAAACCCGGGGUUCCUGUUCAUCCAAAUACAGACGCGCGUGUUCAAUUUAAACUUCGCGAUGAUGACCCGCAAAUGGUCACUGCGCUUCGGAAAGAAUUCCGCGAGUGCCCAGAAGUAGAGAUCGCAUGCGGCCCUCUUUUCGAAGAGGAACGCUGGGACGCGGUCAUAAUGCCGAUGACGAACUCUUUCGGUUGGACAGAUGUCGAUCCCGAGGAGGAAUUCAUGAAAGCAGCGAAGGCUGAUCCGGCUUUGCUUCAAGCGCAGAUCGAGUUGAAUCAUGGAGGAGAACUGCUAGUUGGAAACUGUAUCUUGUUGCCGGGGAAGAAGGAUAGACAAAGACGAUGCAAAUUUGUUAUUGCAGCUCCAAUAAUGCGGGUUCCCAUUAUGAUCGCCGACACAGUCAAUCCCUUCCUUGCGAUGAGAGCGAGUAUCGACGCUAUUCGUAGAUACAACUCAACAAAUCGAGAUGGUCAAAGAAUCAGAACAGUUCUGAUACCGGGCAUGGGACACGGAAUGAUCGGACGAAUGCCCGUUCAUAGAGUCGCCCAUCAAAUCCGACGAGCUUAUGAGAUCAGAGCUUUAGAAAAAGAUUCGGGCGAAGACUCAAAAGAUCCAGGAAAAAUCGUCAAACUACACAUGGACCUCGCGAAUUUUAAACUAGGCAGUAAAGUCUAA
Molecule: messenger RNA, 2412 nt
Organism: Oikopleura dioica
Lineage: Eukaryota; Metazoa; Chordata; Appendicularia; Copelata; Oikopleuridae
Source: the annotation of a GenBank genome assembly